Antechinus flavipes (yellow-footed antechinus) is the source of this 15264-nucleotide messenger RNA. RefSeq names its product heparan sulfate proteoglycan 2 (gene HSPG2). The record is from RefSeq and is a predicted model, not a curated record. NCBI's taxonomy places the organism in Eukaryota, Metazoa, Chordata, Mammalia, Dasyuromorphia, Dasyuridae. Gene Ontology annotation, molecular function: protein binding; calcium ion binding.
GAGCCGAGGCGAGCGGGCCGCAGACAUGGGGCCGCGGGCUGUGCGGACCGGGCGGCGGCUACCGCCGCCGCUGUUGCUGUUGCUGCUGCUGCAGGGCCCCCUCCUCAGCGUGGUCGACAGUCGGACCGCGUACGAUGGAUUAUCACUACCUGAAGAUGCAGAACGGGAGACGGCGGUGGUUCGGCCUCUGUGGAACUAUUCUGACCUCUCUGAUGAUGAAGACCUCCUGGCUGAUGAGGCCUCUGGAGAUGACCUUGGCAGUGGGGACCUGGGAAGUGGAAGUUUCCAGAUGGUCUACUUCCGGGCCAUGGUGAACUUCACGCGGUCCAUCGACUACAGCUCCCAGCUGGAAGAUGCCAGCUCUCAGGAGUUUCGGGAUGUGUCUGAGGCCGUCGUGGAUACGCUGGAGUCUGAAUACCUGAAGAUCCCUGGAGACCAAGUUGUCAGCGUGGUGUUCAUCAAGGAGGUAGAAGGCUGGGUGUUUGUGGAGCUCGAUGUAGGCUCGGAGGGGAACUCGGAUGCCAGCCAGAUCCAAGACGUCCUCUACUCAGUCGUUUCCAGCGGCGCCAUCGCUUCCUAUGUCACCUCCACGGCUGGCUUCCAGUUCAGGCGGCUGGGAACAGUGACACCCCCCUCCCGGCUCUGCACGGACCGAGAAUUUGCCUGCCGGACCUACAACGAGUGUAUAGCCCUUGAGUAUCGCUGCGAUCGGCGGCCGGACUGCAGGGACAUGUCUGAUGAGCUUGAUUGUGAUGAGGAUCGAGGAGGUAGUAGGCAGGAGGAGUCCGUUCCCCCAGAACCCACAAUACCACCUCCAAGGACCCCAGCCCCAACCGUGGCACAGAUACCAUGGACAGCAACUGCUCUGGCCCAGCUCCCAGCCGGCCUACCCCAGCUCUGUGGACAACAUGAAGCCUCAUGUACCAAUGGGCAAUGUAUCCCCAAAAAUUAUUUCUGUGAUGGGCAAGAGGAUUGUAAAGAUGGCAGCGAUGAGGAGAACUGUGAGCCCUCCUUGCCCUGUGAGCCCAACGAAUUCCAGUGCAGGGAUGGCCGCUGUGCCCUCAAGCUCUGGAGAUGCGAUGGAGACUUUGAUUGUGAAGACCGGACCGACGAAGAGAAUUGCCCCCCCAAGCUGCCUGAGGAAGUCUGCGGACCGACCGAAUUCCGCUGCGUCUCCAACAACACCUGCAUCCCCUCGAGCUUCCACUGCGACGACGAGAGUGACUGCCCAGACCGUUCGGACGAGUUUGGCUGCAUGCACCCCCAGGUGGUGACCCCACCCCAAGAGUCUAUUCAAGUGUCCCGAGGCCAGACCGUGACCUUCACCUGCGUGGCCAUCGGCGUACCCACCCCCAUCAUUAACUGGAGACUCAACUGGGGUCACAUCCCCUCCCACCCCAGAGUGAAAGUGACCAGUGAAGGCGGCCGGGGCACCCUGACCAUUCACGACGUGAAGGAGGCUGACCAAGGAGCUUACACCUGCGAGGCCAUGAACUCCCGCGGCAUGGUGUUUGGCAUCCCAGAUGGCGUACUGGAGCUCAUCCCCCAGCGAGGUCCCUGCCCUGACGGGCACUUCUACCAGGAGGACAGCGCCGUAUGCCUGCCGUGCUUUUGCUUCGGCAUCACCAGCCUGUGCCAGAGCAGCAGCCGCUACCGAGAUGUGAUCCAGCUGCGGUUUGACAGACCCAAUGACUUCAAAGGUGUGAACGUGACGAUGCCCUCCCAGCCUGGCAUGCCACCCCUGUCCUCCACCCAGCUCCAAGUAGACCCCCAGCAGCAGGAGUUUCAGCUGGUCGAUCUGUCCCGCCGAUUCCUCAUCCUCGACUCCUUCUGGGCACUGCCCCAGCAGUUCCUGGGGAACAAGGUGGACUCCUACGGAGGCUCCCUCCGCUACAAAAUUCGCUAUGAAGUGUCCCGAGGGUUCCUGGAGCCUGUGCAGAAAGCUGACGUGGUGCUGGUGGGAGGUGGACAUCGCCUCUUCUCAAGGGGCCACACACCCACCCAUCCUGGUGUUCUGAACCAGCGCCAGAUCCGGUUCACUGAGGAGCACUGGGUCCAUGAGUCGAGUCAGCCAGUAUCAAGGGCCGAGUUGCUGCAAACCCUGCAGAGCCUGGAAGGCCUACUCAUCCAGACCGUGUACAAUAACAAGAUGGCCAGCGUGGGGCUGAGUGACAUCUCCAUGGACACCACAGCCAUCGGCCCCACUUCCCACGGGCGAGUCCACAGUGUUGAGGAGUGCAGGUGUCCCAUUGGCUACUCAGGCCUGUCCUGCGAGAGCUGUGAUGCCCACUUCACCCGGGUGCCCAACGGGCCUUACCUGGGUACCUGCUCCGGCUGCAACUGCCAUGGCCACGCCAGCUCCUGCGAUCCUGUGUACGGCCACUGUCUGAACUGCCAGCACAACACAGAGGGACCACAGUGUAACAAGUGCAAACCGGGUUUCUUUGGCGAUGCUACGCGUGGCACCCCUACUGCCUGCCGGCCUUGCCCCUGUCCCUACAUCGACGCCUCUCGAAGAUUCUCAGACACUUGUUUCCUGGACACGGAUGGUCAAGCCACAUGUGAUGCCUGUGCCCCUGGCUAUACCGGGCGCCGCUGUGAGAGCUGUGCCCCUGGCUACGAAGGCAACCCCAUCCAACCUAAUGGCAAAUGCAAGCCAAUCACCAACCAGGCAAUUGUGCGCUGUGAUGAGCGGGGGAGCACUGGCACCUCUGGAGAAUCCUGCCGCUGCAAGUCAAACGUGGUGGGCCGCCUAUGCAAUGAGUGCUCAGAUGGCACCUUCCACCUGAGCUCCGAGAAUCCAGACGGCUGCCUCAAGUGCUUCUGCAUGGGCGUGAGCCGCUACUGCACCAGCUCCUCCUGGAGCCGGGACCAGGUGCAUGGGGCUUCUCAGGCUGGUGAUCACACCCAGUUCAGCCUGUCCAACGCGGCGGGCACUCACAGCACAAGCGAGGGCAUCUCUUCCCCUGCGCCCGGGGAGCUGGCUUUCUCUGACUUCCACAACCUGCUCCCUGGCCCUUACUUCUGGAACCUCCCCUCAAGAUUUCAGGGAGACAAGGUGACCUCCUACGGAGGAGAACUGCACUUCACGAUAACCCAGCGGCCGCAGCCAGGCACACCACCCCUGCACGGCCAGCCCCUGGUCCUGCUUCAAGGCAAUGGCAUCUCCCUAGAGCAUCACGCCCAGCGGGAGCCCAUACCUGGCCAGCCCAGCACCUUCUCUGUGCUCUUCCGAGAGCACGCCUGGCGCAGGGCGGACGGACAGCCAGCCACCCGCGAGCACCUGCUCAUGGCCCUCGCGGGCAUCGAUGUGAUCAUGAUACGAGCGUCCUUUGCUGAGAACCAGGCAGAGAGCAGGCUGUCCGGGCUGCACAUGGAUGUGGCAGUGCCCCAGGUCACGGGGCUGGAGCAGGCUGUGGAAGUGGAGCAGUGUGUCUGCCCCCCUGGCUACCGAGGGCCAUCCUGCCAGCACUGUGAUGUGGGAUACACUCGCACUUCCAGCGGCCUCUACCUGGGCACUUGUGAACUCUGUAGCUGCAAUGGACACUCAGUGAUAUGUGACCCAGAGACUGGGGCUUGCCAGGGCUGCCAGCACAACACGGAGGGCGACAAGUGUGAACGCUGCCAGGCCGGCUACUACGGCGAUGCCCAGAGAGGCUCUGCUGAAGACUGCCAGCCGUGCCCCUGCCACGGGCUACCCUCUAACAACCAGGGGAUCCAUACUUGUUUCCUGGACACUGACGGCAGCCCCACCUGCGACGCCUGCUCCCCAGCGCACAGUGGCCGCCACUGUGAAAGGUGUGCUCCUGGUUACCAUGGCAACCCCAGCCUGGGCCAGCCCUGCCGAAGUGACGUCCCCGGCCCCCACCCUGGCCCCCACCCCGGCCCCUACCCCGGCCCCUACUUCGAUCCUGAUGACUGCAGGUGUGACCCAGAAGGCAGCAUCAGCACCCGGUGUGAAGCCACGGGGGAGUGUCGUUGCAAGGCCAAAGUGGAGGGUCCCACCUGCAGCUCUUGCCGACCUCACCACUUCUACCUGAGCGCUUCCAACCCCGAAGGCUGCCUGCCCUGUUUCUGUAUGGGCGUCACUCAGCAGUGUACGAGCACCUCCUACACCCGCCGCCUGAUCUCAAGCCCCUUUGCUCCUGGCGACUUCCAAGGUUUCGCACUGGUGAAUCGGCAGCGAAGCAGCCGGGUGGCUGGGGGGUUCAUCGUGGAGCCAGUGCCCGAGGGCAGCCAGCUCUCCUUCAGCAACUUUGCCCAGUUGGGCCAUGAGUCAUUCUACUGGGAGCUCUCCAAGCUCUACCAGGGAGACAAGGUGGAUGCCUACGGUGGGAAGCUCCGAUACAUUCUGUCCUACACAGCUGGAGCGCAGGGCAGCCCCCUCUCUGAUCCCGAUGUGCAGAUCACGGGGAACGACAUCACUCUAGUAGCCACCCAACCGGAGCUGCAAGGCCGGGAAAGGAAGAGCUUCGAAAUAAUGUUCAGAGAGCAAUUCUGGAGGAGGCUGGACGGGCAGCCGGCCACGCGAGAGCACUUGCUGAUGGUGCUGGCCGACCUGGAUGAGAUCCUGGUCCGGGCCACCUUCUCCUCGGUCCCUCUGGCGGCCAGCAUCGGUGCUGUCAGCAUGGAGAGAGCUGCCGGCCCUGCGGUCGGGCCCCGGGCCCUGGAGGUGGAGGAAUGCCGCUGUCCCCCCGGCUACCGGGGCCUCUCCUGCCAGGACUGUGCCUCGGGCUACACCCGAACAGGGAGCGGCCUCUACCUGGGCCAUUGUGAGCUUUGCGAAUGCAACGGGCACUCAGAGACCUGCCACCCAGAGACAGGGGCCUGCUCGCAAUGUCUGCACCACACGGCUGGCGAAUUCUGUGAACUCUGUGCGCCGGGUUACUAUGGCGAUGCUACCGCGGGGACCCCUGAGGACUGCCAGCCCUGUGCCUGCCCGCUGACCAACCCUGAGAACAUGUUCUCCCGGACAUGUGAGAGCCUCGGCUCUGGGGGAUACCGCUGCACGGCCUGUGAGCCCGGCUACGCCGGCCAGUACUGUGAACAGUGUGCCCCGGGCUACGUGGGCAACCCCAGUGUUCCUGGAGGCCGCUGCCAGCCUCAAGCAAACCAGGCCCUGCUGGCAGUUCAGGUCCACCCGGCCCGGAGCACGGUGCCCCAGGGGGGCUCCCACUCCCUUCGAUGCCAGGUCACCGGGAGUCCCCCAUUCUACUACUACUGGACCCGAGAAGAUGGACGGUCCAUUCCUAGCACCACCCAGCAGCGCCAGCAAGGCUCUGAGCUCCACUUCCCCAGCGUCCAGCCUUCCGACGCGGGCGUUUACAUCUGUACUUGCCGCAACCUGUAUCAUGCCAACACCAGCAGGGCCGAGCUUCUAGUCACCGAGGCACCCACCAAGGCUAUCACAGUGACCGUGGAAGAGCAGAAGAGCCAAAGCGUUCGAGUGGGAGCCGAUGUCACCUUCAUCUGCACAGCCAAGAGCAAGUCUCCAGCCUACACACUGGUGUGGACGCGCCUCCGUAAUGGCAAGCUGCCCCCACGAGCCAUGGACUUCAAUGGCAUCCUGACCAUCCGCGGUGUCCAGCCCGACGACGCGGGCACCUAUGUGUGCACUGGCUCCAACAUGUUCGCCAUGGACCAGGGCACUGCCAUGCUGCAUGUCCAGGUGUCGGGGAGCCUGUCACCGCCCGUGGUUUCUAUCCACCCACCACAGCUCACAGUGCAGGCUGGCCAGCUGGCCGAGUUCCGCUGUAGUGCCACCGGGAGCCCAGCACCCAGCCUGGAGUGGUCAGGUGGUCCUGGGGGUCAGAUUCCCAGGAAGGCCUGGAUACAUGGGGGUAUCCUACGCCUCCCAGCCACUGAGCUCUCUGACCAAGCCCAGUACCUGUGCAGAGCUUCAAAUACUGCUGGACAACAUGUAGCCAGAGCCAUACUUCAUGUGCAUGGGAGUCAAACAUCCAAUGCCCAGCCACGUCCUGAGCAGACCCAAGUACAGGAAGGCCACAUUGUAAGGCUGAAUUGUCAGGUGACUGGAAACCCACCACACAGGAUCGUCUGGACUAAGGAGGGGGGAACCUUGCCAGCCAAGGCACGUGUCGAACACACUAUGCUAUUCAUCCCAGAUGCAACAGCUGCUGAUGCUGGCAUCUACGUGUGCAGUUCUAACACCCUCACAGGAAGUGCCCAGGCCCGCAUGGAAGUGGUGAUUGUGCCAGACUCAGGCACUGUUCCCUCCAUGAGAAUCGAGUCUUCUUCCCCAUCAGUGACUGAAGGACAAACUGUAGAUCUGAACUGUGUGAUCACGGGUCAUGCUCACGCCCAGGUCACAUGGUACAGGCGUGGUGGGAGCCUCCCUACUCAGCAUCAGACUCAUGGCACCCGGCUGCGGCUAUACCAAUUGACUCCAGCAGACUCAGGCACAUACGUGUGCCGGUUUGAGGGCACUGCAGGCCACCAGGAAGCCUCCAUUGAUAUCUCUGUCUCCCAUCAUGGCAGUCCUGGCCAUUCACAAGGCUCUGACGUCAGCUUCCCCAUGAGGAUCGAGGCCUCCUCUACAGAAAUAACUGAAGGACAAACUGUGGAUCUGAACUGCGUGGUCACCGGACAGGCCCACGGCCAGGUCACGUGGUACAAGCGUGGCGGCAGUCUCCCUGCCCGACGCCAGGACCAUGGCACCUGGCUACGACUGUACCAGGUAACCCCGGCUGACUCAGGAGAGUAUGUGUGCCGUGUGGUCCAAGGCUCCCGUCCCCAUGAAGCCUCCCUCGUCAUCACCGUCCAACCUUCCCGCUCCAACGAUGGCUCCAUCCCAGCCCCAGCCACCCCGGCACCUGUCCGGAUUGAGUCCUCAUCCCCAUCCGUGGCCGAGGGGCAGACGGUCGACCUGAGUUGUGUGGUUGCUGGGCAGGCCCAUGCCCAGGUCACUUGGUACAAGCGAGGAGGCAGCCUCCCUGCCCGGCACCAGGUCCGUGGUUCCCGGCUGUACAUCUUCCACGCCACGCCGGCCGACGCUGGCGAGUACGUGUGCCGUGCGGCCAACGGCAUGGAGGCCUCCCUGACGGUCACAGUCACAGGAGCCCAGGGCGCCAGCUUCUCCUACCCCCCGGGUGCCACUCCCCCCAUCAAGAUCGAAUCCUCCUCUUCUACCGUCGCCGAGGGUCAGACCCUGGUUCUGAACUGCGUCGUGGCUGGGCAGGCCCCCGCCCAAGUCACUUGGUACAAGCGAGGAGGGAACCUUCCAGCCAGACACCAGGUCCAUGGCUCCCGGCUGCAACUUCACCAAGUGUCUCCAGCUGACUCAGGAGAAUAUGUGUGCCGGGUAGUCAGCGGCUCUGGCCCCCAGGAAGCCUCGGUCCUGGUCACCAUCGAGCCUGAGGGCUCUUUGCAUGGCCCUGCUCAAGGCCAGGACGGCACACCCCCAAUCAGGAUUGAGUCAUCUUCCUCAACUGUGGCCGAAGGCCAGACCCUGGAUCUGAGCUGCAUCAUCACAGGGCAAGCGCAUGCCCAGGUCACCUGGUACAAGCGUGGCGGCGCCCUCCCUGCCCGGCACCAGGUCCACGGCUCCCGGCUGCGACUGCAUCAGGUGUCCCCAGCUGAUUCUGGAGAGUACGUCUGCAGGGUGGUGGGCGGCUCCAGCACUCAGGAAGCCUCGGUCCUGGUCACCAUCGAGCCUGAAGGCUCCAGCCCUGCCCAGGGCGUCACGCCUCCAAUCAGGAUCGAGUCGUCCUCCUCCUCUGUGGCCGAAGGACAGACCCUGGAUCUGAACUGCAUUGUGGCCGGCCAGGCCCACGCCCAGGUCUCCUGGUACAAGCGAGGGGGCAGCCUACCGGCCAAGCACCAGGUGCACGGUUCCCGGCUAAAGCUGUACCAGGUGUCUCCAGCUGACUCCGGAGAGUACGUGUGCCGAGUGGUCGGCAGCUCCAGCCACCAGGAAGCCUCUGUCCUGGUCACCAUCCAGGCCCAAGGGUCCAACCAUGGCUCCAUUCCUGGCCUGGGAGUCACUCCCGCAGUGAGGAUCGAGUCUUCCUCUUCCUCUAUCACGGAAGGACAGACUUUUGACCUGAACUGUCUGGUCUUUGGACAGGCCCAUGCCCAGGUUACCUGGUACAAGCGCGGUGGCAGCCUCCCCAGCAAGCAUCAGGUCCACGGCACCAGAUUGAGGCUGUUGCAGGUGACCCCAGCUGACUCAGGCGAGUAUGUGUGCAGGGUAAUUGGCAGCUCCGGCCCCCAGGAGGCCUCGGUCCUCAUCACCAUCCAACAGCAGCGUCCAGGCCCCUUCCACCCCCAGGGUGUUGUGUAUCCUGUCCGAAUUGAGUCCUCCUCUUCCUCCCUGGCCAACGGACAGAUGCUGGACCUCAACUGCCUGGUGACUAGUCAAGCACCACAUACCAUCACAUGGUACAAGCGUGGAGGCACUCUUCCAGCUCGACAUCGGAUUGUGGGCUCCAGAUUACGGAUCCCCCAGGUCACCCCUGCCGACUCUGGAGAGUACGUAUGCCAUGUCAGCAAUGGGGCCGGCUCCCAGGAAUCUUCGCUCAUCGUCACCAUCCAGGGUGGUGGCUCCUCCCACUCCUCGGGCAUCACCCCUCCCAUCAGGAUUGAAUCUUCCUCUCCAGUGGUGACUGAAGGGCAGACCCUGGAUCUCAACUGUGUAGUCCCCGAGCAGAGCCAAGCCACAGUGACGUGGUAUAAGAGAGGGGGCAGCCUCCCUGCCCGCCAUCAGGUUCACGGCUCCCGCCUCCGACUGAACCAGGUAUCAUCAGCUGAUUCGGGAGAGUACGUGUGCCGGGCUAACAACAACAUAGAAGCUCAGGAAACAUCCAUAGUGAUAUCCAUCCCCUCCAGCAACCCCAACAAUCCUUCUUCUCCAGGACUUACAUCUCCUAUCAGGAUCGAAUCCUCUUCUUCCUCUGUGGCCGAAGGACAGACCCUGGACCUGAACUGUCUGGUUUCUGGACAGGCCCACGCACAGGUCAAAUGGUACAAGCGCGGGGACAGCCUCCCGGCACAGCACCAGGUCCAUGGCUCCCAGCUGAGGCUUUAUCAGGUAUCUCCAGCCGACUCAGGCGAGUACGUGUGCCGGGUGAUCAGUGGUUCCAGUGUCCAAGAAGCCUCUGUCCUUGUCACCAUUGAGCCUGCUCAUCCAAACUCUGGUCCUAUACCAGGCGUCAUCCCGCCGGUCAGGAUUGAGUCGUCUUCUUCAUCGGUGGCCGAAGGACAGACUGUGGAUCUCAACUGCGUGGUGGCGGGACAGCCCCACGUCCGGGUCUCGUGGCACAGGCGCGGGGGGAGCCUCCCUGUCAAGCACCAGAUCCACGGCUCCCGCCUACGGCUGUACCAGGCGUCUCCGGCCGACUCUGGCGAGUACGUGUGCCGCGUGCUCGGGGGCGCCAGCCCCCAGGAGGCUUCUAUCGUAGUCACCAUCAAAGGCCUGGGCUCUGCCGUCCCCACCGCCGCCACCUUCAUUCCCAUCCGAAUUGAGUCCUCGACCCCAUCAGUGACCGAAGGGCACACGGUGGAUCUGAACUGCGUGGUCACUGGGCAGCCUCAUUCCCACGUCACGUGGUAUAAGAGAGGGGGGACCCUCCCCACCAGGCACCAGAUCCAUGGCUCCCACCUGAGGCUGUACCAGGUGUCUCAGACUGACGCCGGCGAGUACGUGUGUCGGGUGGUCGGCGGCUCUGGCCCCCCCCAGGAGUCUUCCUUCACCAUUGCCGUGCUGCCCUCCGCCUCUACUGCCGAGUCCUACCGCCUCCAGAGCCCCGUCAUCUCCAUUGACCCCCCCAGUGCCACGGUACAGCAGGGCCAGGACGCCACCUUCAAGUGCCUGAUCCACGACGGGGCGGCCCCCAUCAGCGUGGAGUGGAAGAUGGCCCGAAACCAGGAUCUGGAAGACAACGUGCACCUCAGCCCCAACGGCUCCAUCAUCACCAUCAUGGGGGCCCGGGCCAGCAACCACGGCACCUACCGCUGCGUGGCCUCCAACCCCUAUGGCGUGGCCCACAGUGUCGUCAGUCUCAGCGUGCAGGGACCCCCCACGGUGUCCGUGCUCCCUAAGGGCCCCGUCCGGGUGAAGCUGGGCAAAGCUGUGUCUCUGGAGUGUGUCAGUGCUGGGGAGCCCCGCCCUUCCGUCCGCUGGAUGCGCAUCGGGACGCCCCUCAAGGUGGAUCACCACCGCACUUUGGGGCCCAUGGACAGCCACGCCAUGCUGCAGAUCACGGAAGCCCAGCCCGAGGACGCGGGCACCUACGUCUGCUUGGCCCAGAAUGCUCUGGGCUCCGCUCAGGCGCGGGUGGAGGUGAGUGUGGAGACGGGGGCCGCGCCCCUGGGCGCCCCCGAGGUGCGAGUGGAAGAGGCAGAAAUGACCGUGGAAGCUGGGAAGACGGCCACCCUGCGCUGCUCGGCCACAGGUAGCCCCCCUCCCAGCGUGCACUGGUCCAAACUCCGGGCCCCUCUGCCCUGGAAGCAUCAGCUGUCUGGAAGCACCCUCAUCCUCCCCGAGGUGGCUCAGCAGGACUCCGGCCAGUACAUCUGCAAUGCUUCCAACUCCGCCGGCCACGCCGAGGCCACUGUCAUCCUGCACGUGGAGAGUCCUCCCUACGCCACGACAAUCCCUGAAGAGGCGCUGGUAGGAGUGGGAGAAAUGGUACAGUUUCAGUGCUUGGCCCACGGGACGCCCCCGCUCACCUUCCGCUGGAGUCGGGUGAACGGCAGCCUCCCCAGAGGGGCAACCGUCCGGGGGGACCUGCUGCGCCUCCACCCCGCGGCCCCCGAGGAUGCUGGCCAGUACCAGUGCCUGGUCACCAACAAGGUGGGCUCUGCCCGGGCCGUCGCUCACCUCAGAAUCCAGGGUGCCCACCCUGCAGGCCCCUUCCCUGCAGCCUCAGCCCCAGCCAUCCACAUCACACCUCAGCAGGAGACAAAGGGCAUCGGGGGCAGCGUCGAAUUCCACUGCGCCGUGCCCAGCGAUGCAGGAGCCCAGAUCCAGUGGAUCAAAGAAGGCGGGCAGCUGCCACAGGGUCACACCGUGCAAGAUGGGGUGCUUCGGAUCCAGAAUUUGGACCAGAGUUGCCAGGGGACAUAUAUUUGCCGUGCACAUGGGCCAUGGGGCCAGGUCCAGGAUAGUGCACAGUUAGUUGUUCAUGCUCUUCCUUCUGUGCUCAUUAACAUCCGGACAUCAGUGCAGACUGUAGUCGUCGGUCACGCGGUCGAGUUUGAGUGCCUGGCCCUGGGUGACCCCAAACCUCAUGUCACCUGGAGCAAGGUGGGGGGCCAGCUGCGCUCGGGCAUCGUGCAGACUGGAGGCACCAUUCGGAUUGCCCACGUGGAGCAGGCUGAUGCUGGGCAGUAUCGCUGCACUGCCACCAAUGCCGCGGGUACCACCCAGUCUCAUGUGCUGCUGCUCGUGCAAGCUUUGCCCCAGAUCUCAGCCCCUCCUGAGGUCCGAGUGCCCGCUGGGUCUACGGCUGUCUUCCCUUGCAUAGUGUCCGGCUUCCCAACCCCUGACAUCACCUGGAGUAAGCUGGAGGGAGCCCUUCCCUUAGGGAGUCAUAUGGAGAACAAUGUGCUGACGGUGCCCUCCGUCAAGCCUCAAGACGCCGGCACCUACAUCUGUACGGCUACCAAUCGCCAGGGCAAAGUGAAAGCUUUUGCCCGCCUCCAGGUACCAGAGAGGGUGGUCCCUUACUUCACCCAGACCCCUCACUCCUUCCUGCCUCUGCCCACCAUCAAGGAUGCCUACAGGAAGUUUGAAAUCCGCAUUAAUUUCAGGCCUGAUGCUGCUGAUGGGAUGCUGAUUUACAGUGGGCAGAAGACGGCCCCGGGGUCUGGGAGCCCGGUCAAUCUGGCGGCCAGGCAGCCCGACUUCAUCUCCUUUGGGCUGGUGGGCGGCAGGCCGGAGUUCCGGUUUGAUGCUGGCUCUGGCAUGGCCACCAUCCGCCAUCCCACCCCCUUGGCACUGGGUCAGUUCCAUACGGUGACCCUGCUUCGAAACCUGACACAGGGUACCCUGAUUGUGGGCAACCUGCCCCCCGUCAAUGGCACCUCCCAGGGCAAAUUCCAAGGUCUGGAUCUGAAUGAGGAGCUCUACCUGGGUGGCUACCCGGACUACGGCGCCAUCCCCAAGGCUGGCCUAAGCAGCGGCUUUGUAGGCUGCGUGCGGGAGCUUCGCAUCCAGGACGAGGAAGUGAUCUUCCACGAUCUCAACCUCACGGCCCAUGGCAUCUCCCACUGCCCCACUUGCAAGGACAUGCCCUGCCAGAACGGGGGAUUCUGCCAGGAUUCUGAGAGCAGCAGCUACGUGUGCACCUGUCCCUCUGGCUUCACCGGGAGCCGCUGUGAACACUCCCAAGCCCUGCAUUGCCACCCAGAGGCCUGUGGACCUGACGCCACCUGUGUGAACCGCCCCGAUGGCCGGGGCUACUCCUGCCGCUGUCACCUGGGCCGCUUUGGGGAGAAGUGCAUGGAAGGUGUGACAGUGACCACACCGGCUCUGUCAGGUGCCAGGUCGUACCUAGCAUUACCUGCCCUCACCAACACCCACCACGAACUGCGCCUGGACCUUGAGUUCAAGCCCCUGGCUCCCGAAGGACUCCUGCUCUUCAGCGGUGGGAAGGGCGCCCCUGUGGAAGACUUUGUGUCCCUGGCCAUGAGUGGCGGGCACCUGGAAUUCCGCUAUGAGCUGGGCUCAGGGACAGCGGUGCUCCGGAGCGCCCAGCCCUUGGCCCUUGGCCGCUGGCACCGUGUGUCUGCCGAACGGUUCAAUAAGGACGGCAGCCUCCGAGUGAAUGGUGGGCCCCCAGUGCAGCGCUCUUCCCCCGGCAAAAGCCAAGGCCUCAACCUGCACACCCUGCUCUACCUGGGCGGCGUGGAGCCUUCGGUGACCCCGCCCCCCGCUGCCAACGUCAGCGCUCACUUCCACGGCUGCAUCGGCGAGGUGUCGGUGAACGGGAAGCGGCUGGACAUGACCUACAGCUUCCUGGGCAGCCACGGCGUCGGCCAGUGCUACGACAGCUCCCCCUGUGAGCGCCAGCCCUGCCAGAACGGCGCCACCUGCAUGCCCGCGGGCGAGUACGAGUUCCAGUGCCUGUGCCGCGACGGCUUCAAGGGAGACCACUGCGAACAUGCUGAGCACCCUUGCCUACUGCCAGAGCCCUGCCUUCACGGGGGCACCUGCCAGGGUGCCCGCUGCAUCUGCCCCCCUGGAUUCACUGGGCCUCGAUGUCAGAAAAGCCGAGGUCCUCCCGAAGCUGACUGGCACCUGGAGGGCAGUGGAGGAAACGAUGCCCCUGGACAGUACGGAGCCUAUUUCCAUGAUGGCGGCUACCUGUCAUUCCCAUACCGGGUGUUCCCUCGGAGCCUCCCCCAUAUUCCAGAGACCAUCGAGUUGGAGGUUCGGACCCACACUCCCAACGGCCUCCUGCUCUGGCAGGGCGUGGAGGCCAGAGAGCAAGGAUGGGGCAAGGACUUCAUCAGCCUGGGGCUACAAGACGGGCACCUGGUCUUCAGUUACCAGCUGGGCAGCGGCGAGGCUCACAUCGUCUCUGAGGACCCCAUCAAUGACGGCGAAUGGCACAAAGUGACGGCCCUGAGAGAGGGCAGGAGUGGAUCCAUCCAGGUAGAUGGAGAGGAGCUGGUGAGUGGCCAGUCUCCCGGACCCAACGUGGCAGUCAACACCAAGGGCAGCAUCUACAUUGGUGGGGCCCCCGACGCAGCGACGCUCACGGGAGGCAGGUUUGAGGCGGGCAUCACGGGCUGCAUCAAGAACCUGGUGCUGCACUGCGCCACUCCGGGCGGUCCUCCCCCUCAGCCCCUGGACCUGCAGCACCACGUCCAAGCCGGGGCCAACACCCGCCCCUGCCCCUCCUAGACACCUAUGCAGACUCCUGGGCCACGCGCCCCUGGAUAGGACGUUAUUGAUGAUUAUAUUAUUAUUAUUAUUAUUAUUUUGUAAGAAACAAAGGCAACCAUCAUGCUUUGCUGCUACCCGCCUUGGGGCUGGGCUGACCCUGCCCCUUGGGUUGUCGGGGGGACAAAGCCACAGGGUGAGGUGGGAGAGGGAUGGGCACUGAGGGAUGCCGUGUGCACCCCGAAAGCUAGCAGAAUCCUUGCAAUUUCAGGCUGGGCGCAGGAGGACCCCCACUAGCUAGAUCCUCUGCAAAGGCAGAACCAGGGGGCCGUAAGAUGCCCAGGCCAGGUCUGGCCCCAGGACCCCGCUCCUGUCUGCCCUGCGCCGCCUCUGGGGUACAAUCUCCCGCUGGGCGUACAGGAGAAUGCUCAGUACGCCCUUCUGCCUCAGCUUUCCUUCCCUGCCACAUACCCGCCCCGCAGCUGAAGGUUCCCUCUCGUCCUUGGCCGGCUUGGAGACUCCUCAUUUCUCCUCUCUGGGCAGGAAAUCCCCUUUCCACCAACUCUCUGGCCAAAGCUGACUCCUCUUCCUAGCCUGGCAGAUUCUCAGGCCCUCUCCCCCAGCGCCAGCCCACCACGUUCCCCAUUGCUCUGCCAUGCCUCUUUCCCCCCAAUGCAAAACAUUUACGAAGCACCUACUAUGUGCAAGGCCCUGCGCUCGAGGCUCAGGGUCUCUGCCCUCCAGGAAUUUAGUCUAGGGGAUGAGGAGGACGCUGAGGGGAGGGCGCCGGCCCACCACAGGCCCUCUCUGGCCCUGCAUUCUGGUCUCACUGAGUCAGUCUGUUCGCCCGUGUGCCCCCAACCCACGAGCCCCCACGGCUGAGAGCUAGCCCACCACUUUCUCUCGGCACCAGCUGGAUGACAGCCGUCUACCCAACAGCUCAAAAAGGGUUUGUCCGAGGCAAAGCCCGGGCCGCGACUCCGGCACCCCCGAGGCCGGCUGAGAGCUGGCUGGGCUCCCCGGGAAGCGGUCUGGCUGGGUUGGGGGGGAAGGUCAACCAUCUGUUGUUGCUGUGGCGGGGGAGUACACAGGAAUUGGGAGACAUGGGGGCACUAGCUGGGGGUGGGGGGGACGCCAGGAGCUUGAAACCGGCAGGAAGGAGACGAGAGCUCCGGACAUCCAAUCUAAGGGGGUGUAGGAGGCCCAGGGUGGGAAAAAUAUCUCCUCCUGCCCCAGUUUGGAUGGAAGCGAGGUCAUGUCUCUUCCAGUCUGCCCUCUACCUCUGGGGCCUGGCACCCUGCAAGUCCCCCUGGGGGCCUUCCGAGGGGCGAACAAACCAGGCCCCUGCCUGCUGUGAGGGGAUGGGAAGGGGCUCCUCCUGUGGUCUUUGUCUUCAAUAAAAGGUGCUACCCCCA